Pollicipes pollicipes is the source of this 3015-nucleotide messenger RNA. RefSeq names its product ankyrin repeat domain-containing protein 13D. Gene Ontology annotation, molecular function: protein binding. Gene Ontology annotation, cellular component: cytoplasm. Lineage: Eukaryota; Metazoa; Arthropoda; Thecostraca; Pollicipedomorpha; Pollicipedidae. The coding region runs from base 24 to 1796 and encodes 590 amino acids. The record is from RefSeq and is a predicted model, not a curated record. The transcript is spliced from 15 exons.
AGAACGGGUGUGGGCAGUGUGAGAUGGAAGCUGUGGGACAUGAUAUCUUUGAUAGAUUCCCCCUGCAUUGGCUGGUGUGGAAUGACGAGCACGCAAAACUUGAAGCCGAGCUUCAGAAAAUCGACGUGGACCGCGAGCGGCGCGACCCGCGCGGCCGCACGCCGCUGAUGCUGGCCGUCACGCUGGGCCGCACCGAGGCGGCGCGCGUCCUGCUGCGCCACAACUGCAACGUCAACGCCGACAACGGCGGUGGCUGGUCCGUGUCGCAGGAGGCCGUCGCCACCGGAGACCCGGAGCUGGCGGAGCUGGUGCUGCGCGAGCGGGACGUGCAGCGCUACAGCAGCCGCGCCACCGCGCUGCCCGCCCUGCUGCAGCGGCUCACCGAGGCGCCCGACUUCUACGUGGAGAUGAAGUGGGAGUUCGCCAGCUGGGUGCCUCUCGUGUCCCGCCUGUGCCCGCACGACACGUACAAGGUGUACAAGCUGGGCUCGCGCGUCCGCAUCGACACCACCUUGCUGGGCUUCGACGACACCAACUGGCAGCGCGGCAACAAGAGCUACAUCUUCAAGGGCCAGAGUGACCGGGUGGUGGUGACGGAGGUGGACCACGAGGAGCGGGUGGUGUUCUCGGAGGAGGUGCAGCUGGCCAGCGACGAGGUGCUGGCCAGCGCCGUCGGGCCCGACCCGGCCGCCGUCGCCGCCCGCCUUACCUCGCCCAUCGUCACCACCUACAUCGACACGGAGAAGAUCAACUUCGAGCGGAACAAGUCCGGCAUCUGGGGCUGGCGGUCCGACCGCCUGGAGGAGGUCAACGGACGGGAGUGCAAGGUCUUCUCAGCCAGCAACGUGGAACUGGUCACCAAAACCCGCACCGAACAUCUCACGGAACAGGACCGAGAGCAGACCCGCGCCUUCGUCAAGAACCCGCUGCACUCCAUCCUGGGCGUGGCCGAGGUCGAGGAGUGUCGGACCACGCCCUCGCCGGACGUCGUCACGCCGGAGGUGAGCGAGUCGAGCACGAACCCGUGCCACAUCGCGGCCGAGGAGUACUUCGACCCGGCCUGCGACCUGGGCGAGCGCGACAUCGGCCGGCCGCGCCACACCGCCACCAAGACGCAGAGGCUCAAGGCGACGCUAUGGCUAUGCGAGGAAUAUCCGCUGAGCCUACAAGAGCAAGUGAUGCCCAUAGUGGACCUGAUGUCUAUACAUUCCACACAUUUUGCCAAACUAAAGGAGUUUAUUCAGAUGCAGCUCCCUUCAGGAUUCCCCGUCAAAAUAGAGAUCCCGCUCUUUCACGUGCUGACGGCGCGGAUCACGUUCGGCAACAUCUUCGCCGUGGACGAGCCGGUGCAGCACGUGUCCGUGAUCGAGGAGCCCGGCCGGCCGGCGUGCGUGGUGGACGAGGCCGUGUUCGAGCCGCCAGCGGGCUAUCGCAGCGUCGGCUCGGGGGUGAUGCGCCACUUCGGGGGUCCGGACGAGGAGGACGAGCUGCUGCAGAUGGCCAUCCAGCAGAGCCUGCUCGACUCCGGCACCGAGAACGAACGGGUGGACAUCUGGGAGGCGCUGCGGGCCGAGUCGUGCACGCCGCGCGGACACGCGGCGCCGGACCUGGACGAGCAGAUGCUACAGAGGUACCGCUCGCCCUCGCUCUCUCGGCUCACGCCGGAGCCAGAGGACGCCGACAUGGCGGCCGCGCUCGAGCUGUCGCGGCGGGAGGACGCGGCUGCCGACCGGCAGCGGCGCGAGGAGGAGGAGAUGGUGCGGCGUGCCAUCGAGCUCUCCCUGCUGGAACAGUGACCGUACAGCUGGAGCAGUGACCGGAUAGCUGGCACAGUGACCGGACAGCUGGAGCAGUGAUCGGACAGCUGUAACAGUGACCAGACAGCUGGAGCAGUAGCUGGACAGCUGGAGCGGUGACUGUACAGCUGUAACAGUGACCGGACACCUGUAACAGUGACCGGGCAGCUGUCGCAGUGACUGGGCAGCUGAAGCGGUGACCGGCCACCUGGAGCAGUGACCGGCCAGCUGUAACAGUGACCAGACAGCUGGAGCAGUGACGGCGGUAGCCCGAGCAGGAGCGCGACCGGACCGAGUCUUUCCCGACUGGAGGUGCGGUCAGUGACCGGCGGCGUCUGUCCCAGGCGGAGCAGCGUUCAGCCCCUCCGCUGGAGCAGUGAUCUACAGAUGGCGGUCAGCGCUGGAGAGCGACACAUGGCUGCCUGCGCUGUCGGACAGUGCGCACGGCAGAACACGGAGGGAGCGGAGGCCGGCUGAGAGUGGCGGCCGCUGUCUGGACGCGGUGCGCGCUGCCCGUCCCUGGUCACGGGCGCGACCCGGCGUCGCCCGUCCUGCCCCCGUGCCGCCCUGACCAGCCGGAGGUGUCGCGGACGGCGCGCUUCGUCCGGAUAGCCGGCGGCGACAGCCGGCUGAGCGCCGGUCACGUGGCCGCCCGCGCGGCUGGGAGGACAGAUGCCGGUGCCCUGAGCUCGCGGCGAGAUCGCUUUAAACUGAGGAGGGUUUUGCUCAAUGGCGAGUUUCCUGCAGAACCUGAUGGUGCUUAUAUUCGCUAUUUAUUCGCAUAUUCAUACCAAAGCCAGUGUCGUAGUUUCGUGAGUGUUUGUACCGACAAGACCCGCUGCUGUUGGGUGUGGGAGCUGGAUGUCCUCGAAACGAUACGAAGCGUUACUAACCUGCGCCCGCGCUCGUUUAGAUAUGAAUGGCCGCGCCUGACGCCCUCGAUAUAACUGAAUGGCUAUCGACAAGUUCGGCCCGUCAUCUUAGUGAUAUGUACCACGCUAGCUGACGUGCUCCCAGAGUGCGCGCUUAAACCGUGAGCGCGUGAGUUUGAACUCCCUGCAAGAUGUGGCUUCCUGUGCGGUUGAGCUGCUGUGUGUCGAGGUAUGUCGGGUGGAACUCGUACUUUACAGCAAGCGCAUACAUGCGGUGGCGCCUACCUGUGGAUGGCUUUGACUAACCGGUACCAGGGUACAGAGCUAUAAAGUUCGGCGCUGCUCAG